GCCGUGCCCAUCGCGUCGCUGCCGCUGCAGCACGACGCGGAGAAGCUGCACCUCGCCUUUGCCCUCUGGGCAGAAGGCUUCGCGGCCACAGUGCGCGGCGGCAGCGCCAGCGGGCAAGAAGGCAAGGGCAAGCAGAAAAGCGAGGGCGGGGGCGCGCCGGCUGCCAAGAAAGCCAAGAAGUAG
Messenger RNA from Monoraphidium neglectum, 183 nucleotides. RefSeq lists its product as hypothetical. The transcript has a single exon. The annotation marks the transcript as partial. Lineage: Eukaryota; Viridiplantae; Chlorophyta; Chlorophyceae; Sphaeropleales; Selenastraceae. The record is from RefSeq and is a predicted model, not a curated record.